ACCCUGGAGUUCAAUUCGUUUCCUGUGCUCAUUUGAAGCAGAGCAAUUUGUGUGCAGAAAAAGUUCAAAAAUAGUUCAUUAUGAAUUUAUUUGUUAAUUCUACAUGUCAUUCAUAGUAUUUCUCUCUAAAGCUUUACUGUCUAUCGAUAGAAAUCGAAUUUGUGCUAACCUUUCUUCUAUAGCAAUAAAUAAUUGUUGGGUGGAAAUUAGAUCAUUGUUACUUUACAUCUUGUGCAGAAAUGUCUGAUUUUGAACACAUUCGAUUGGUUAUUUUGGGUGGAGCUGGCGUUGGUAAAAGUUGUAUCAUAAAACGAUUUCUGUUUAAAAACUAUUCAGACAAGUACAGACCAACUGUGGAAGAUCUUUACAAUCGGGAAUACGAUCUGGGUCCAGUGACCUUAAAGGUCGACAUACUCGAUACUUCCGGUGAGAUGCAAUUUCCUGCGAUGAGAAGGCUAUCCAUUGCUAAUGCACACGCUUUCCUUAUGGUGUAUGCAACCACAUCGGAACCUAGCCUAAACUGUGUUAAGCAAUGUUUUGAGGAGAUAAGAGAGCAACGAGCUGAUUUUCAGAACAUACCAAUGGUAUUUGUUGGGAACAAAAGUGAUCUGAGUGGAACACAUCGGGAAGUUCGCAUCGAAGAUGUUUCGGAGUGGGUUUACUGCGAGCUUCCCAAACUUAAGGUUAAAGUUAUGGAAUGCUCGGCGAAGGACGACAUAAAUAUUGUGGAUAUUUUCAAAACAUUUUUAACAUUAUCUCGCAUUAUUCCGACCAAUAAUGAAUAUGAAUCGUCUUCAGGGUUAAAGAGACGCUCAUCAGCCUAUGUUAGUGCAUCUAGUAAAGUUAUUUUCAUUACAGCUAAAACACGUUUAGCAAGUCCGUCCAUUGGUUGUGACAAAUCAAAUGAUCCAUCAUUCCUGAUUGCCGAAUCCAGUCAAGCUUCUACAAGUGAUCAUAAAUCAAAACCUAGAUCAAGGUCAUUGAUUCGAAGAUCAUCUAGAAAAACAAAACAACAAAUCCAGAAUGCAGGAACAGAAGAUUGCAAUAUUCAAUAGUGUUGAAUAGAUUAACAAGAAGUUCAGCAGAUCUUCAAUUUGAAUUAGAUUACUGUUAAACAGACCAUUGACGGUUUUUGCUCGAAUGGAACAUUAAAAGAUUACACAGUAAA
Messenger RNA from Uranotaenia lowii, 1168 nucleotides. RefSeq names its product GTP-binding protein Di-Ras2. Gene Ontology annotation, molecular function: GTPase activity; GTP binding. The transcript has 6 exons. The record is from RefSeq and is a predicted model, not a curated record. The coding region runs from base 240 to 1055 and encodes 271 amino acids. Lineage: Eukaryota; Metazoa; Arthropoda; Insecta; Diptera; Culicidae.